UUAAUGAAUAGCUUGAAUUACAUUGAUCAAAGCCUUAUUCUUUAACAACAAUUAAUUCUUUAACAGAUGUUAAUCUAUAUUCAGAUUUUAAAGUAUUUCAUAUACAAAAUUCAUAAGAGCUUCAUUUAAUCAAACCAUGCCUACUUCAAAGAUCCUAAAUUAAAAAUUAGAAGAGAUAGACUUUUCAAAUACUUAAUUGCCUAAGCAUGAUGACACUAAUCCUAUUCAACCACAUGAAUAAAAAUUAAAAACAAAAUCACAAAAAAAAUCCGAGAAAAAAGGAAUGAAAUAACCAAAGACAUAAAACACAUGUAAUAAAUAGUAAGAUGAAUUUCCUAAAACAAAGAAAGUGUUUCUUUCGAUGUUGAAUAUUAAAGAAGCACAAUAUAAAAAGUAAAUAUCAAAUUACAAUAUAUUAGAUUCAAAGCAUAAAGAAAUGAAGAAAAUUAAAAAAGUACUGCAUUAAUUGAUGAAUAAAAAUGA
Paramecium pentaurelia is the source of this 483-nucleotide messenger RNA. Lineage: Eukaryota; Ciliophora; Oligohymenophorea; Peniculida; Parameciidae. The record is from the annotation of a GenBank genome assembly.